Telopea speciosissima is the source of this 1155-nucleotide messenger RNA. RefSeq names its product GDSL esterase/lipase At3g26430-like. The coding region runs from base 60 to 1154 and encodes 364 amino acids. Gene Ontology annotation, molecular function: hydrolase activity, acting on ester bonds. The record is from RefSeq and is a predicted model, not a curated record. Lineage: Eukaryota; Viridiplantae; Streptophyta; Magnoliopsida; Proteales; Proteaceae. The transcript has 5 exons.
AUGGCUUUCCUUUCUGUAUUGGCUUGUUGUCUUCCAUUCUGAUUUUAAGUCUUCCGGCCAUGGCUUUAAAUACAAGUUGCAAUUUUCCUGCAAUCUUCAACUUUGGGGACUCAAAUACUGAUACAGGAGCUGAUUCUGCUGCCUUCUCUCUUAUCACCCAACCCAAUGGGGAGACCUUUUUUCACAUGCCGGCUGGAAGGCCUUCAGAUGGAAGGCUCACCAUUGAUUUCAUGGCGGAAAGAAUCGGAUUACCUUAUCUCAGCGCGUAUCUCGAUUCAUUGGGCACCAACUUCGUCCACGGUGCUAAUUUUGCGGUAUCAGGGGCGACAAUCAGACCGUCGAAUAAAAGCCGAACCGGGGGUGGGCCCAGCCCCUUCUACUUGGAUGUGCAACUCUCCCAAUUCCAACAAUUCAAAACCAGAUCACAGUUGAUCAGGAACAAAGGAGGGAUCUACUCAAAUUUGCUACCAAAGGAAGAGUCAUUUGAUCAAGCUUUGUACACAUUUGAUAUGGGUCAAAAUGAUAUUGGUUUGGGUUUCUUCACCAACCAGUCUCCAGAGGAAGUUAAGGCUGUCAUUCCUGAUGUAAUUACCAAAUUCUCCAAGAAUGUUCAGGCAGUGUACAAUUUGCGAGGGAGAUCAAUCUGGAUCCAUAACACAGCUCCCAUUGGUUGUCUUGCAUAUAUUCUUACAAACUUUCCAGUGAAUGAAUCUGAAAUAGAUAAAGCUGGUUGUGCUACUCCUUAUAAUGAGGUAUCACAAUACUUCAAUCAGAAGUUGAAGGAAGCUGUUGUUGAACUGCGAAAGCAACUUCCCUUGGCUGCCAUCACUUAUGUGGACAUUUACUCAAUCAAGUAUCUUCUCAUAAGCCAAGCUCAAGAGUUUGGAUUUCAGCAACCGCUCGUAGCUUGUUGUGGCUUCGGAGGCAAGUAUAACUACAGCAAUACCGCACGGUGUGGGCAAACAGUUGUUGUGGAUGGCAAACCUGUAUUCAUAGGGUCAUGCGCAGACCCUUCUGUUCGAGUUAGUUGGGAUGGAAGCCAUUUCACUGAGGCAGCUAAUAAAUUUGUAGUUGAUCAAAUUGCGACCGGCAAAUAUACAGACCCACCAAUCACUCUGCAAAAUGCAUGCAAUAGGAACUCUUCUUCUACAUAGU